GUUGAAGUCCAUCACUCUUCAAGGGGCCAAGUUUGGACAUCCCUGAUCUAGAGCCUGUGUGACUGUGGUGGCAUCUGUAUGGCAUAUGCAUCUUGGAUAGGUUUGUUGUAAAUCAGUCCAGAAAGUAGGAUAGUUCAGCAGCCAAUGACUGUGUAUGCUGUGCACACAAUGUGUGCAGGUCCUUGUUCUGAAUGGGUCCCUGUGAGGCCAAAAAAAAACCCUAUGUGUGCCAUCAGUGGAAGUUUGGUGUGGUCUCGGGGCUUGUGCUAGGGUCAUGCAGGAGGGAAAGGGGUGGACACGUACUGCAGCUUAUUGAGGUUACCCAACUUCCUUGUCUCCACUCUCGCCUGUGUGUGAUUAAGUCACUAGAGAAACAGCCUGUUCUCUGAGGAGAGGGAGGAGAGGUUUCUUUGCUCUGGGACAUGUGCAGAGUGCUGGGCCCUUGGCAUACAGCUGACUCCAGCCACUUUUGCUUCCUGGUAACUCGCCAGCAGAGAGGGGCCUGGGAACAGAAGGAGGGCCUCCCAUCUCAGAGAAUGACAGAUGAGACCUGCUUUGUGCUUGGCCUGACAAAGAUGUCAUAGCCAGGCUCAGCUUGGUCUCUGGCUGGGUGGAGGGUGAGGGGAUGAGUCCUGUAUUAUAAGAGGGUUGGAAGCCUGGGCACAAAAUCUACUUGGAAGAUAGAUGCACUAUCCCAGCAAUUUGAAGGGGUUGCAAAAACUCCACUCCUGCAUGCCAUUGAUAGGCUUUGUUCAUCUGGCACAGUAAGGCAGCUUUGUAUCUCUCUCUCCCUCCUCUCCUCCAGAGUGGGAUUGCCCUUCCUUGGCCAUCUGGUCCUCACCUGGCUACCCACACCUGCCAUUGCACGUUCCUGGGCUAAUGGGAGCGCAGAAAUCUGAGCUUUAAUGGGAGAGAAACAUACAUUCUGUUCCCAGGGCACACUUAUCCAUAAUUAGCUGAACCAUGGUUUACUGAACCGAAGUUUCCCAGCUUAUACAAAGUUAAAACCACGACCAAGUGGAGAAUCUGGGUUCACACAGUAUCUCAACUUGAGAUCAAUGGUUGGGUGAAAAGGGAAACAAACCACAAAGCUUUUCCGAUAUCCUCGCCCACCGACCGCGUCUUUUCCUACCGUCCCCCCAAACCAGAAGCCGGGAAUGCGAAGCAAUUUCGGCGGCGGCGCGGUGGGGAGCGCUUAAAGAGACGAGCGCACCAAGGCCGCCCGGCUCGCCCGAAAACCUCCGGGCCCUGCAGGUUGUGCGCACGACAGCCGGAUGGACUUGCGCCUGCGGAGACCGGCCUUCUGGGCCCGGCUCCACCUGCGGAGCGGCCUUCAGGGCUGGGACCUGCCCCGAGAACUAGCCCUAGACGCCACCUGUGACCAGCUGCCCCCAGAGACUGCCGGGCAGCCGCACCUGUGGAUGUGGGUGGAUCCCAACCUCGUCUGCCCUAUCCCUGGACACGUCGCGGGGCUGCCCCCCCUGCCUGCGCCUCCUCCCCGCGCUGCUCCAGAGGUUCCGUCCUGCAGCACAACCCGCUUUGGAGACGGCCGCCCGAGAGAAGAGGAUCCUGGGAGUGCCACUGAAGCCAAAUCCGCUCUGCCUCCAAAAGAGGACUCCCAGAGCCACCCCCAUGCAUGCCAGAAUGCGAAGAGGAUCAGAUCCCGCAGCAGGAAGCUGCGGGCCCAGGGGGGCUGGCCUCGCCCUCCUCUCAAUUAUUGUAUCUUAAUUAGCCUUGCCCUGAGCAGCAGCGUGGAUAGCAGCCUGACUGUGCAGGAGAUCUACAAGUUCACCAGGCACCACUUUCCUUUCUUCCGCACGGCUCCCGAGGGCUGGAAAAACACUGUCCGGCACAACCUCUGCUUCAGCAGCAGCUUUGAGAAGACCACAGAUUUUGUUUGCCUUGAAGGGAACCGCAAGUCCCGCCUGUGGAAGUUAACCACAGAGGGCCGGCGGAAGUUUCAGGAGGAGGCGCAGGCCCUGCCAGAGGAUAUGAUGGGCUUGGUGCACCAGAGCAUGGACAAGCCAGAAUUAAUGGGAUCGCUCUUUGGCCGCUGAGCAUCUGUGUGGAAGUCUGGCCGAGAUGGCCACUUGACAGAGCUCCCAAGGAGGAUUUGACUUUUGCCAAGGGAUGGAGGAGAAGGCUGGAUUUUCCAGGCAUGGGCGACCCGAGAGGCUCUGGGAAUCGCCUGCUUGGCC
Messenger RNA from Ahaetulla prasina, 2198 nucleotides. RefSeq names its product forkhead box R1 (gene FOXR1). Gene Ontology annotation, biological process: regulation of DNA-templated transcription. Lineage: Eukaryota; Metazoa; Chordata; Lepidosauria; Squamata; Colubridae. The record is from RefSeq and is a predicted model, not a curated record. The coding region runs from base 1275 to 2057 and encodes 260 amino acids. The transcript has 5 exons. Gene Ontology annotation, molecular function: sequence-specific double-stranded DNA binding; DNA-binding transcription factor activity. Gene Ontology annotation, cellular component: nucleus.